Olea europaea var. sylvestris is the source of this 2566-nucleotide messenger RNA. Its product is annotated as pentatricopeptide repeat-containing protein At5g44230. Gene Ontology annotation, molecular function: protein binding; zinc ion binding; RNA binding. The transcript has a single exon. The record is from RefSeq and is a predicted model, not a curated record. Gene Ontology annotation, biological process: RNA modification. The coding region runs from base 110 to 2071 and encodes 653 amino acids. NCBI's taxonomy places the organism in Eukaryota, Viridiplantae, Streptophyta, Magnoliopsida, Lamiales, Oleaceae.
GCAGUCACAUAUCUUACAGUGUACGUGAACUUGAGAUGCAAUUCAAAUUGAAGUCCGACAGAGGUCAAGACAUGUAGUUGUCUACUCUGUGGCUGCACAGAAAUAUGUGAUGGUUUCACUCUCUCGGAAGCUGAUUCUACCUAUUAUCAGACCUCCACUCGUCAUUCGCCAACCCACCAAAUUUCCACAAGAGGAAACGCCAUUCAUACCAUUUUCACAGCUCCAACAAAUUAAACAAUUAGAAUAUCAACUCACACACACCCUCGACAGCUGCACAACCCUCACCAAAGUUAAGCAAGCCCACGGUUACAUAAUCCGCAAAGGCCUCGGCCAGUGUUCUUAUAUCAUAGCAAAGCUCCUCCGAGUUAUCGCUAAAAUCAAUGUCCCCAUGCACCCUUAUGGAGUUUUAGUGUUCUCCCAAGUGAGACAUCCAAACCCUUUCCUCUACACGGCUUUAAUACGAGGGCUCGCGAUUGACGGGCUGUUCAAGGAAUCAGUUCUUGUUUAUAGUUCCAUGCGGAAGGAUGGUGUUACGCCCGUAUCGUUCACAUAUACGGCCAUGUUAAAGGCAUGUUCUAGUCAAAUGAAUGUCCAUUUGGGACGGCAGAUUCAUGGGGAGAGUGUAAAGUUAGGUGGGUUUGGCUUGGAUAUGUUUGUUGGCAACACUUUGAUUGAUAUGUAUGUAAAGUGCGGAUGGUUGGAUUGCGGGAGGAGGGUGUUCGACGAAAUGCCUCACAGGGACUUGAUUUCGUGGACCUCAUUGAUUGUUGCUUAUACAAAGAACGGUGAUAUGGAUUCUGCAAGGGAGUUGUUUGAUGGGUUGCCUGUGAAGGAUAUGGUGGCGUGGACUGCAAUGGUGACAGGGUUUGUACAGAACGCAAAGCCAAGGGAAGCAUUGGACUAUUUUGAGAGAAUGCAGAGAGCAGGUGUAGAGACUGAUGAGGUAACAUUGGUUGGUGUUAUUAAUGCUUGUGCACUGUUGGGCACGAGUAAGUAUGCAAAUUGGGUGAGGGAUGUUGCGGAGCGGUCUGGGUAUAGUCCCAAGGACAAUGUAGUUGUUGGCUCGGCUUUGAUUGAUAUGUACUCGAAGUGUGGAAGUGCGGAGAGUGCAUAUGAAGUUUUUAAGAUGAUGCAGGAAAAAAAUGUGUAUACGUACAGUUCGAUGAUUGUUGGUUUUGCAAUUCACGGUUGCGUUAGUUCCACCCUAGAAUUGUUUGAGGAGAUGGUCAAAAAGGAUGUGAUGCCCAACCAUGUGACUUUUGUUGGGGUUCUUACUGCAUGUAGUCAUGCAGGAUUGGUAGAGAAAGGUCAACACAUGUUCAAAAUAAUGGAGAAAUCAUAUGGUGUUAAACCAUCUUAUGAUCACUAUAAUUGUAUGGUGGAUCUCCUCGGAAGGACAGGACGAUUGGAGGAAGCACUGAAGCUUAUAAGAAGCAUGCCGAUAGAGCCCAAUGCUAGCAUAUGGGGAGCUCUGCUUGGUGCUUGUCGUACGUAUGCAAACCCUGAUGUUGCGGAAGUUGCUGCUAGACAUUUAUUUAAGCUGGAACCUGAUGGUAUUGGAAACUAUAUCUUGCUUUCAAAUAUUUAUGCAAGAGCAGGAAGGUGGGAAGAUGUUUCGAAAGUAAGGAAAUUGAUUAGAGAAAAGGGGUUGAGAAAGAAUCCGGCAUUUAGCUGGGUUGAGGGAAGCAAAGGGGUGAUCCACGAAUUCUAUGCAGGUGAUUUGACCCAUCCUAGGUCUAGAGAAAUUGACCAGGCCAUGGAGGAUCUUGUUGACAAACUAAAAUUAAAUGGUUAUAGUCCAAAUCUAAGCUGUGUGCUUUAUGAUGUGAGUGAUGAAGAAAAAAGGCGAAUUUUGAUUAAUCACAGUGAGAAGCGAGCUUUGGCUUAUGCGCUGCUCACUACUGAUGAUGGCCUUCCUAUUAGAAUUGUGAAAAAUCUAAGGAUAUGCGAGGACUGUCAUUUAUUUGUGUGUGGUGCUUCUCAAGUUACUCAACGGGAGAUUAUAGUCAGGGAUAAUAUGAGAUUCCACCAUUUUCAUGAUGGGAUGUGCUCCUGCCAUAACUUUUGGUGAUCGAAGUGAGAAUGUACAGAAGUGUGUUUGUUUGCCAGAAUGAUACCUAGAUUCUCAAUUGAUGGAAGCUAGGACUGCAAGAGCUAUUUCUUUUCAGACAAGUGAAUAGGAUGUUUACCUUCUCCAAGUUAUGCCCUCCAACGGGAGGUUGCUUAAAUUUUUCUGCAUACUUGGUUAACUAGGAUAGUUCCUACCAGAAGCCAGCACUUGAAGCUACUUAUGUCUUUCAAUUGAGAGGUUAUUGAAAUUUUGUGGUGUAACUUAUUUAGUUAAAUGGGAGGGUUCCUGGCAGAAAAUGAAGAAAUAAAGAUUCAAGUUAGUAAAAGUUUUCCUUUUUCAGUGUCUUUGGCUACUAUGGCCUGUCAUAAUUCCUUCCUGCUACAUUUAGCACCUGAAAAUAAGGCAGAAACGAUGGUUCGCUCUCUGGAUCAUAUCAGUGUGUAAGGCUUCAAGGUCCUUCAAUUAAUCAAAACAGAUAACUGCUUGACAACGUAA